Colletotrichum truncatum is the source of this 3096-nucleotide messenger RNA. The record is from RefSeq and is a predicted model, not a curated record. Lineage: Eukaryota; Fungi; Ascomycota; Sordariomycetes; Glomerellales; Glomerellaceae.
AUGGAUUACGAAGCUCUCAAAGAGCAAUGGAGUGAGGUCGAGGACCGUGAUGGCGUCCGCCUCAGUUGGAACGUGUUUCCUAGCUCGCGCAUGGAAGCAUCUCGCCUCGUCGUGCCCAUCGGUGCUCUCUAUACACCCCUGAAAGAGAAACCCGAUACCCCGCUGCUGCAGUUUGAACCGGUCACCUGCAAGCAGCCUUGUCGUUCUGUUCUCAACCCGUUUUGCUCAGUAGAUGUCCGCGCUCGUCUGUGGAUAUGUCCGUUCUGCCUCUCGCGAAACCCCUUGCCGCCGCACUACAAAGAUAUUACGGCCAAUGCGAUCCCCCCUGAGUUACAUCCCUCCAACACCACGAUCGAGUAUCGACUCUCGCGCCCGGCGCCCAGUCCCCCUAUAUUUCUCUUUGUGGUUGAUGCCUGCCAAGAGGAUGAUAGUCUCUCAGCCAUGAAGGAGUCAUUGAUCAUGAGCCUGAGCCUCCUUCCCGAGAAUGCUCUAGUGGGGUUGAUCACUUACGGGACAAUGGUCCAGGUGCAUGAGAUCGGCUACACUGAAUGUGCUAAGUCAUAUGUUUUUCGCGGCAGCAAGGACUACUCCGCCAAGCAGGUCCAGGAAAUGCUCGGGCUGCUGUCUGCUGCAAUGCGACCAGGCAUGCCCCAACAGCAACCUGGCAGACCCAUGCCUGCAGGCCCGGCAUCACGGUUCCUGCUGCCUGUUCAGCAGGCCGAGUUCCAGUUGACAAAAGCUCUGGAACAGCUCCAAAAGGACCCCUGGCCAGUAGCAAACGACCGCAGGAGCUUGCGAUGCUCCGGUGUUGCGUUAAGUGUAGCUGUGGGCCUUCUCGAAUCUUCCUUCCAACAUGCUGGUGGCCGCAUUAUGUUAUUUGCAGGUGGUCCCGCCACUGAAGGUCCUGGCAUGGUUGUUGGCCCUGAGCUUCGAGAACCCAUUCGGUCUCACCACGACAUCGACCGAGACAACAUCAAGUAUUAUAAGAAAGCUCUCAAAUUCUACGAAAAUCUUGCCAAGAGAACAGCACAUAACGGGCACAUCAUUGAUAUCUUUGCUGGCUGCUUAGACCAGGUUGGCUUGUUGGAGAUGAAAGGCCUGUGCAAUUCUACAGGCGGUCACAUGGUAUUGACAGAUAGCUUUACCUCCUCUAUGUUCAAACAGUCGUUCAUCCGCAUAUUUGAGAAGGAUGGAGAUGACAAUUUGCUCAUGGGCUUCAAUGCAACACUGGAGGUAUUGACUACAAAAGAGCUAAAGGUUACUGGUCUGAUAGGACAUGCGAUUUCGCUCAACAAGAAGUCCACGUCGGUGGGUGAGACGGAAUGUGGUAUUGGCAAUACAUGCUCCUGGAAGAUGUGUGGCAUUGACCCCAAUGCCAGCUAUGGCGUAUACUUCGAGAUCGCCAGCCAGGGAGGCCCAGCACAACACCAGCAGUCUCCACAGAAAGGCAUGAUCCAGUUUCUCACAUACUACCAGCAUUCGUCUGGCCAGUUUCACCUUAGGGUGACAACGAUUGCCAGGAACCUUAGCGGCCCGGCAGGUGAUCCGGCAAUAGCCCAGUCGUUUGACCAGGAAGCUGCUGCGGUUUUAAUGUCACGUAUCGCCGUAUUCAAGGCCGAAGUGGACGAUGGCCCGGAUGUUUUGCGCUGGGUUGACAGGAUGCUUAUAAGACUUUGCUCACGUUUCGCAGACUAUCGCAAGGAUGACCCCUCAUCUUUCCGAUUGGAGAAGAACUUCACCUUGUACCCCCAGUUCAUGUUCCAUUUGAGAAGGAGUCAGUUCUUGCAGGUCUUCAAUAACUCUCCGGAUGAGACAGCGUUCUAUCGACAUGUGCUUAAUCAUGAGGAUGUAAGCAACUCGCUGAUUAUGAUUCAACCCACGCUGGACAGUUACACGUUUGAUCAAGAAUCGUCCCCUGUUCUUCUUGAUAGUUCUUCUAUCCAGCCGACUCACAUCCUACUUCUUGAUACCUUCUUUCAUAUCCUCAUCUUCCACGGCGAGACCAUUGCUGAGUGGAGAAAAGCGGGUUAUCAGGACCAAGAAGGUUACGAAAAUUUUGCUGCUCUGCUCGAACAGCCCAAGGAAGAUGCAAGAGAUCUUAUCACCGACAGAUUCCCGUUGCCGCGUUUCAUUGUUUGCGAUGCUGGCGGUAGUCAGGCGAGGCAAGUCUUUCUCUACUUUUUUCCUGCGAAUAUGGAGGCUAACAAAUCACAGGUUCUUGCUAUCGAAGCUAAAUCCUUCCACCACCCAUACGACUGGGGCAUAUGGCGGAGUGGGGGCCCAGAACGCCCAGACAAUAUUCACCGACGACGUAUCCCUACAGACCUUUAUGGACCAUCUAAUGAAGUUGGCCGUGAGCGGCACGAACUAGGGCAGACGGAACUCAGAGCGUGGAACCUGUACAGCUUGGAGAAAGCUGAACUUGGGAAACAACGCAACCUGGUAAUGAAAAACAAGAUGGCGGUGUGGCGCGUCCUGUCUAGGGCUGCGGAGCUACGGCGCACACAUCUGCAAAAUUUCCUUGACGGUCACAAAGACAUUAAUUCUUCCUUCGAUCACCAACUUUCCUACCAGACCCCAGAUCCGAGAGCAGUCACAAUGCCUCCCAAGCACGAUCCCAACGAGGUUAAGGUCAUUCACCUCCGUGCCACCGGAGGUGAGGUUGGCGCCUCCUCCGCUCUGGCUCCUAAGAUUGGUCCUCUUGGUCUGUCCCCCAAGAAGGUCGGUGAAGACAUUGCGAAGGCCACUGGCGACUGGAAGGGUCUCCGAGUGACCGUGAAGCUCACCAUUCAGAACCGUCAAGCCGCCGUCUCCGUCGUCCCCACUGCCUCCUCUCUUAUCAUCCGUGCCCUCAAGGAGCCUCCCCGCGACCGGAAGAAGGAGAAGAACAUUAAGCACAACAAGUCUGUCGCCCUUGACGAAAUCAUCGACAUUGCGCGGACCAUGCGCUUCAAGUCGUUCUCUAAGGACCUUGCAGGCACUGUGAAGGAGAUUCUGGGAACGGCAUACAGUGUUGGAUGCCAGGUUGACGGCAAGCCCCCACAGGCAGUCAUCGAUGCUAUCAACGCUGGUGAGAUCGACAUCCCCGAGGAGUAG